Scylla paramamosain (green mud crab) is the source of this 1312-nucleotide messenger RNA. RefSeq lists its product as uncharacterized. The transcript is spliced from 4 exons. The record is from RefSeq and is a predicted model, not a curated record. The coding region runs from base 533 to 1084 and encodes 183 amino acids. Lineage: Eukaryota; Metazoa; Arthropoda; Malacostraca; Decapoda; Portunidae.
UAAAUGAACAGUUGACAUGUGCAAGGUAUGAUAUAUUCCUAUAAAAUGGUGAUUGACUCUAUGCUGUGUAUGUGUGAGUAUUCAUAUAUUCCCUUCUAAGUGCUACACAUGAUGCUUUUGUGUGGAGCAACUGUAAUCUAAAGUAGCAGUUUGAGAGAGAGGAAUUAGGUGAUUUCCUGCUCGUUGGUGAAUAUCUACAUUCAAAGUGCAUAACAGUGCAUAAGUAUUUGUAAGCCAUGUAUUAGGUAUAUAUAUAAUACUACCAUUCACUGCCAAACCACCCAUCACCUCAGUAACUACAAACUAACUCUUAUCUCCUCAUGUAUGCAUUCCUAUUGGUUGUAAUUUUUUUUUUUUUUCACAUUUUUGUUAACUACUGAUAAUGGUAUUCAUAUUUCCAUCAGAAGAAAACUUUGGCACAUUACCAUUUCAUGAGUGACAAGCAGGCAUACUGCAUGACUAAAUCAUAAAAAUUUUGAAUUGGGAUCAUAAUAUUGUAAGUGUUAGUGGGUAUCCCCUCAAGCCCCUUCUCAUGGUGCCCUUGAGCAGCCACACCACUGAUGCAGAUCACAGAUACAACAGGGUCCAUGCACAAACUAUGGUCAUUGUGGAGCAGACCAUCAGGAUGCUGAAGAGUCAUUUCAGGUUUCUGCACUCCCCUAAAGGUAGCUUACAGUACAGACCCAUCAAGUGUGUGAAAAUAAUUAAUGCUUGCCUGCUCCUACACAACCGCUGCAUCAAGAGGGGUAUUCCUGUUCCUGCUGACAUCUAUCACCCCUUGAGAAUGAAGAGGUGCUCCAUGCUGAUGCCAACCCUGCUGUGCUACGGAGGGGUCAAUGUACUCCAGGCAGAAUUGUGCAGCAAGAACUCACACAAAACUUCUUCAAGCAAUGAAAUUGUCGAAGUGCCUGGGACAUGUCUUGUACAGCCACUCCCUGUUCCUGCUGCACCAUCACCAGCUCGUCCAUGCUCAGACGAAUCUGCUGCUGGUUUUCCUGCGCUUGAGACAGAACUUUUAACUCUGUGCGGCCACCUGCAAUACAGUUUAGAAGAAAACAUGACUUUACACCAUGUUACAAAAUAAAUGGUAUGUUAAGUUACAAGUCAUGCUAUCUUGCUGUGUCCUUUUACUUCAUUUGCUCCUUGGAUCUUUCUACUAUACUUAGGGUGGUGGUAUGACACACUUAUGGAAUCAGCAUUUUAAAUGCCUAAGAGAUGCAUUCCUUAAAAAAAAGAAAAGAAAAAAAAAGUAGUAAGAACAACAGGCUUACUGGCAGGAGUUGUACGCCUUCUGUUUGGCUUGGGUGCAGCA